UGAAAAUGUAUGCGCGUUGUUAUUUCCAAGGUCAUUAAGGACAAAGUUCGCUUAAAUGGACCAUCCAGUGACACUAAACGAUGACGCAAUAUUUGUAAACAUUCUAUCACGACUUCCGAGAAUAUUUAGUGGUCUUGGGAUAGCUUGUAUAUUCUUCGCAAUUUUCUAUCACUUCUAUGGCUCAUAUUCUCCACUGUUCAUACAACAUUUUCUCCUGUUUGGAAAGUCGAACCCUCAGUAUUGUGAAUAUUUGAAGUAUUCAAGAGUUCCUAAAAGGUAAUUCUGUAGUAAUGUGUCCUGUUUCAGUUUGCUACACUUCAGAAUUAGUUUUUAUUGUUCCCCAUUAAUCAUUGUCAAGUGUUUUAUACAAACGUGUAGCUGUGACUCUUUUGCAAACGAAUAUGUUAGUAUUUCUUGAAUUCCCACCUUCAUCCACACAAAAAAUGUCAAGGAUGGUUUAAAUAUUUUUACAUGAUUGGUAUAUUCUCUACAUUAUGUAUCCUAAUGGUUGAAUUAUUUAUGCUAUGUUCAGUACUCAACAAAACCAUAAUUUCUGUUUUAAUCAUAUAUUUGGUACAUGUUUCACGUCGACUGUAUGAGUGCGAAUACGUUUCCGUAUUCAGUAAUUCUCAAAUGAGUUUCAUGCACUUUUUGAUGGGUAUUGGAUUCUAUAUUGUCGCUCCUAGUUCAAUUUUGCUUUCUCAAAGUAAUGCAGCUGAACGAUCAUAUUUGACUAUUGGCUUAUUUAGUGUUCACAUGUUAAUACUCCAGUAUUUGCAGGAUUUGGUUUUCCGACAGUUAGCUGCCUUGCGUUCAGGGAAAAACAAAAACUCAGACAAGUUAUCGGAGAAAAAGUAUUAUCCACCCGAAGGGAGCAUGUUUUAUUGGGUAUCGUGCCCGCACUACAUACUUGAAAUAUCAAUCUACUUAUCAUGUCAAUUAUUUAUUACACCUAAAUGGAUACCAUUUUCGCAUAUAUUAUUUUUCACAAUAUGCAAUCAAUUAUGCUGUAUAUGGCUAAAUCAUAAUUGGUAUAAAAAUAAUUUCCCUGAGUGGGCAUCUAAACGUGCUAUGCUGAUUCCUUAUGUAUGGUGAAUAUAAAAAUGUAUGUUCACUUCUCUCAAACAUAAACAUCUUGAUGUAAAAUAUUUUUUAGUUGGUGUUAGACUAUUCAUUUUAUUCAACUGACUACGCAUUAUCUAAUAUUUUUUAUGUGAUUGUUUUCCGAAGAUGCUCCGUUUUGUGAUAUUUUUCUUUUCUAUUCGAAAAGUUAUUGUAAUGUAAGUACAUUCUUCCUUAAGAGCUGUUUUGAAUUAAGGAGAACCUAUCAAAAGAAAAGCUAUUAAUUAUUGAGUAUUCAUAUUUUAGAGAUCACAGAUAAUUUCGUCAGACACUCACUAAUGUGCUUCGUGGUAAUACAUCAAUGCAAUGGC
Molecule: messenger RNA, 1433 nt
Organism: Schistosoma guineensis
Lineage: Eukaryota; Metazoa; Platyhelminthes; Trematoda; Strigeidida; Schistosomatidae
Source: the annotation of a GenBank genome assembly